AAGCAAAAUCCAUGGCCGCCGGAAUUUCAGCUUUGCUCGGCCAUCAAAGGGUGUGACCAUCAAUAAAUGACACGCGUCCCUAGACUGGCGUGUAUUUAUUGCACCUUGCCUGAUUCCAUGUCCAGGACGAGUUCACACAUUCACUACCGCAACACAGCCCCCAUCUUAAUACACUAUGGCCGACAAAGAGGAAAAAUCCGACCAAGAUAAAUCCAGCACCGAUGCGUCGAAUCGCGAACCUCCCAAAACAGGGCCCAAUCCCGGGUCACCUUCACCCGGCUCAGCCGCACAAAGGCUUCGACAGAACCUUGUCGCUGUGGAAAAGAGCUCUUCCCAGCUGAAGGGGAGAGGGGACUGGGUGUAUAAAGAGAACAAUGAUCUCAAGGCGCAAGUCAAGGAGCUCCUGGAGAAGAAUGCGGAACUGAACAGUGAAGUCCAAUCUCUGCGUGGGGACAUCGACUUUGCCACCACCGAGCUGGAAACUGUCAACAAGGCGUUGCUGGGCUUGAUGGAUCCUCCCCCGCUUGCAGAAUGAGAUUACGGCAUUGCUCGGUUUGGCAGUAUGGCAGCAUCAUGUAGCGAUAAAUUCUCUGUUGAAUAAUAGACUUUGAAUCCAAGAGGGAAUCAUCUCCACCGAACGAAAUGCCCCUACAACUACCUCGUUUCGAAUGUCUCACGGCAAAAACGCCUCAGCAGUAACUUUGCAAGACUUCAUUUCCCAGCAAUUAACUGUUGGAAAGAUAGAAUGCAGGAGUUCUGGGGCAUGGGGCAGGGUUGACGGUCUGCAGUUCAUCGAUAUAUUGUAACGCCAGGACCCAUUUGGGAAGCAAGGGAGUUAGAGCAGCCAGCUAUACUGGGACCAGAUACCAGAAUUAGCCGGCUGGACGAGGGCUGAUCGCGAAGCGUACGGGCAAUUCAACUCUGCAA
Aspergillus versicolor CBS 583.65 is the source of this 927-nucleotide messenger RNA. RefSeq lists its product as uncharacterized. Bases 176 to 535 code for a protein of 119 amino acids. NCBI's taxonomy places the organism in Eukaryota, Fungi, Ascomycota, Eurotiomycetes, Eurotiales, Aspergillaceae. The record is from RefSeq and is a predicted model, not a curated record. The transcript is spliced from 2 exons.